ACAAAUCCCAUAAUGCACGCGGUCGGAGCGUAGCGGUGCUGGGAGUUCGGCCAAGGAAUGGCUGAAGGUGUAGAUGAGAACGUUCCGGUGUUUGAGCUCACUGACACCAACACCAAGGUGAUCCACGUGGGCUCGUUCGGGAACCUCUGGAGGGAGCGGCUGACCAGCCACGAUGUGAGUCUGGCUGAGGAGCCCACCCAAAACCUCGCGACAGAUGCCGAGCUUGCUACAGACCUGGGCUGUACAGAAGAGACAGCAGCAGAGCUCAAACUACUGUGUAGCGUGGAUGCACUGAAAUGUGGUGAAAAUGAAGAUUUGGAUCCCCAGAAUAUACCCGAAGACAGUAACCUAGUAACAUUGGGUAUUCGAAGGAAGGUAGUGGAAAGACGGAAAGCCAUGGUUUAUGAUCAUGCUUGCCGACAAGAGACACUUCGUUAUGAAAUGGAAUAUCAUGCUUUGGGAAAGAGGCCUCAAGAUUCCUCAAAUAUGAUAGAAGAAGGAGAACUGCUCCUCACACUAAAUAUUAUGUAUCCAGUCAUAUUUCAGAAGCACAAAGAUUACAAACCUUAUGCAACCAUGCUGGUCUUGGGUAGCCAGAAACUCACAGAGCUGCGGGAUGCUAUGAAGUGCGUCAGCGAUUUGCAGAUUGGAGGAGAGUUCAGCAGAAACCCUGACCUAGCCCCUGAAAACAUUUGCAAGGACCUUUUUAAAUCUGCAUUCUUCUAUUUUGAAGGCAUAUUCUAUAACGACAUGAGAUAUCCUGAAUGCAAAGAUCUGAGCAGAAAUACCAUUGAUUGGGCAGAAUCCCGUGACAGAGGCUAUGGAAAAUUUCAGAGUGCUAAAAUGGAGGAUUACACAUUUAAUGACUUGCGAAUAAAAAUUGGUUUCCCUUACUUGUAUUGCCAUCAAGGAGACUGUGAACACAUUGUUACAAUAACCGAUAUAAGGCUGAUACAUUAUGAAGACUGCCUGGAUAGAACUCUUUACCCAUUGCAAGUCAAGAAACAUUGGUUCUGGACUAGAAAGUGCUAUGUGUGUAAAAUUUAUACUGCUAAGUGGGUAACAAAUGAGGACAGCCUCGCUCCAGAUGACCCUUGCUUUUUUUGUGAUGUUUGCUUCAGAAUGAUACACUAUGACACAGAAGGCAAUAAACUGGGAAAAUUUUCAGCUUAUCCUUACGUUGACCCAGGAACGUUUAACUAAAGACUGAACAAUGUGAUUGCAUUACAUAAAAUGAGACAUCUAAUCUGCAUCUUAAUAACUUGUUAAUUAAGCAACCAUGGGGACUUGUUCGUAUUGCAAACGAAACAUAAGACUGUUUAUGUAUAUUGUUAUAAUUUUUCAGAAGGAAUUGCUAUUUUAUUUAUUUUGUACUGCUUGUUUAAAAAAAAAAAAAAAAUCAUGUUAAAAUAUAGCUAUUUUUCCACGGU
This is a messenger RNA of Pelobates fuscus (common spadefoot toad), 1430 nucleotides long. It is a transcript of the gene SNAPC3, whose product is annotated as small nuclear RNA activating complex polypeptide 3. Gene Ontology annotation, molecular function: RNA polymerase III type 3 promoter sequence-specific DNA binding; core promoter sequence-specific DNA binding; RNA polymerase II cis-regulatory region sequence-specific DNA binding. Lineage: Eukaryota; Metazoa; Chordata; Amphibia; Anura; Pelobatidae. The transcript has 9 exons. The coding region runs from base 58 to 1203 and encodes 381 amino acids. Gene Ontology annotation, cellular component: snRNA-activating protein complex. The record is from RefSeq and is a predicted model, not a curated record. Gene Ontology annotation, biological process: snRNA transcription by RNA polymerase III; snRNA transcription by RNA polymerase II.